AUGCGUCCUCCAAAAGCCGGCAGCAAGAAGGCUGCUCCAGCGCCAUUCCCGGCCACCAAGGCCGGUGUGAGCAAGAAGCAGGCCAAGAACCCCCUCAUCGAGCGCCGCCCACGCAACUAUGGCAUUGGCCAGGACAUCCAGCCCAAGCGUAACCUUUCGCGCAUGGUGAAGUGGCCAGAGUAUGUCCGCCUUCAACGCCAGCGCAAGAUCCUCAACAUGCGCUUGAAGGUUCCCCCGGCGAUCGCCCAGUUCUCCAACACCCUCGACCGCAACACUGCUGCCCAGACCUUCAAGUUCCUCAACAAGUAUCGACCAGAGACCAAGCCUGAGAAGAAGGAGCGUCUGCACAAGGAGGCCACCGCCGUUUCUGAGGGCAAGAAGAAGGAGGAUGUCAGCAAGAAGCCAUACACCGUGAAGUACGGUCUCAACCACGUUGUUGCCCUCAUCGAGGCCAAGAAGCCCCAGCUUGUUCUCAUCCCCAACGACGUUGACCCAAUUGAGCUCGUCAUCUUCUUGCCAGCUCUCUGCCGCAAGAUGGGUGUCCCAUACGCCAUAGUGAAGGGCAAGGCCCGUCUCGGCACAGUCGUCCACAAGAAGACCGCCGCCGCUCUCGCCGUUGUCGACGUUCGCCAGGAGGACAAGAACGAGCUCUCCAAGCUCGUCCAGGCCGUCAAGGAGGGCUUCCUUGACAAGAACGAGGAGUCCCGCCGUCACUGGGGUGGUGGUAUCAUGGGUGCCAAGGCCCAGGCCCGCGAGCGCAAGCAGAAGCAGCGCGCCGAGCGUGAGAUCAAGAUUUAA
Molecule: messenger RNA, 798 nt
Organism: Zasmidium cellare ATCC 36951
Lineage: Eukaryota; Fungi; Ascomycota; Dothideomycetes; Mycosphaerellales; Mycosphaerellaceae
Exons: 4
Coding region: 1-798 (265 amino acids)
Biological process (GO): ribosome biogenesis
Cellular component (GO): ribonucleoprotein complex
Source: RefSeq, a predicted model, not a curated record